This is a messenger RNA of Zonotrichia albicollis (white-throated sparrow), 8408 nucleotides long. RefSeq names its product KLF transcription factor 12 (gene KLF12). NCBI's taxonomy places the organism in Eukaryota, Metazoa, Chordata, Aves, Passeriformes, Passerellidae. The record is from RefSeq and is a predicted model, not a curated record. Gene Ontology annotation, molecular function: DNA-binding transcription factor activity, RNA polymerase II-specific; RNA polymerase II cis-regulatory region sequence-specific DNA binding. Gene Ontology annotation, biological process: regulation of transcription by RNA polymerase II.
ACUGUGUGCCCGGAGUGCCCAGGAUUGAAGUGGAUCUAGGGACAAAUGGAUGACUGAAUAUUCAUAUGAAGAGGAAAGCCAUAAAAGACAUCAGCGCCUUUGAGAACAGAAUGUUAAUGCUUGAUGGGAUGCCGGCAGUCAGAGUCAAAACAGAGCUGCUGGAAUCUGAGCAAGGGUCUCCAAACGUCCACAACUACCCCGAUAUGGAUGCUGUACCCUUGUUACUAAACAACAUGAAGGCCGACCCCACGGAGGAUUCAUUAUCUACAGACCAUUUCCAAACACAGACUGAACCAGUGGACUUGUCAAUAAACAAAGCCAGGUCGUCCCCUACAGCAGCUUCAUCUUCACCAGUUUCCAUGACAGCAUCAGCCUCCUCCCCUUCCUCUACUUCUACUUCUUCUUCUUCCAGUCGGCCAGCUUCAUCCCCCACAGUAAUAACAUCAGUCUCCUCAGCAGCGUCUGUACCGUCAGUAUUAACUCCAGGUCCUCUUGUGGCCUCUGCAUCUGGUGUUGGAGGCCAGCAGUUUUUGCACAUUAUCCAUCCAGUACCACCUUCAAGUCCCAUGAACUUGCAGUCCAACAAAAUGAGUCACGUGCACCGUAUCCCCGUGGUGGUACAGUCGGUACCUGUUGUCUAUACAGCUGUGAGAUCACCUGGGAAUAUGAACAACACUAUAGUAGUACCACUGUUGGAGGAUGGGAGAAGCCAUGUCAAAGCACAAAUGGACCCCCGAGGCCUAUCUCCCAGACAAAUUAAAAGUGACAGUGAUGAUGACGACCUGCCAAAUGUGACCUUAGAUAGCGUUAAUGAAACUGGAUCUACAGCGCUCUCCAUAGCCAGAGCAGUACAAGAAGAGAGCAUGUGGGGCUGUGCCAGGUCAGCUGUUAACCCUUUUCGUUUUUUCAACUCCAGUUCAAUUUCACCAUUCAGUAUUGAGAGCACAAGGCGUCAGAGGAGGUCUGAGUCUCCAGACUCCAGGAAGCGGCGCAUCCAUCGGUGUGACUUUGAGGGAUGCAACAAAGUGUACACAAAAAGCUCCCACCUGAAGGCUCACCGGAGAACGCACACAGGAGAAAAACCCUACAAAUGUACCUGGGAAGGCUGCACCUGGAAGUUUGCUCGAUCCGAUGAACUGACGAGGCAUUACCGCAAGCACACGGGAGUGAAGCCAUUCAAGUGUGCAGACUGUGACCGCAGCUUCUCCCGCUCGGAUCACUUGGCGCUCCACCGCCGCAGGCACAUGCUGGUUUGAGAAAUGCUACCUGUUCCAGCCGAGUUUAAGAGCUGGGUCUCUUAACUACCCACAGUGAAUUCAGCAGGGCUGAAUCCCCCUCUACAGUGUUAACAGGCAGGGCUUUCCCUGAUGUCUGUAAUGAAAAAUAAUAACAGAAAUUCAAAAAAAGCAGGAAAAGAAGUGCCACUCUUCUCCUCGCCAUCUGAAGUUAACUCUGUCUGCCCCUCAGCAUGGCUACCCCCUGAAAGUGUCAUCACAAUCACCUGGGAAAUAGCAGCCGAGAUGCUACAGGAAUGGGCAUUAUUUUACAUGCUGCAUCCUUUGACAAAAAAUGUUUAUAGCUUGUAUGUUUUCUCAGCUGCCAGACAUUUUGUUCCUGAAAAAUUGCUGCUGGUUGGAGUAUAGAUACCGUGGACUGAUGAUGACGAUGAUGAUAGUGAUGAUGAUGAUGAUGAGAGAAGACCGCUAGAUCUGUAAGAUGCCAUCUUUUCCCCUUGUUUUCAAUACCAUCUGGCCGGUGUCAGCACUGCACUGGAGCCGUGCUACAGACAAGCUGCGUGUGAGUAGGCAGGAAGAUUCUGCUGCAGAGGUCCCGCUGCCGGAGCUGGAGGUUUGCUUGAUCAGACUUUUGCAAUAAUGAUGGUGGCAUUUUAAUAUCAUACCACAACUUGUCGUUAUGCCCCAGAGGACACCAGCCAUUUAACUUUUUUCUUUUAUGUUUUUUUUCCUUCUUUUCUUUUGUUGUUGUCGUUGUUGAAGUCUGUAAAAUAAGCAAAGGGCAGCAGCGUCUGUGCUGAAAUACCAUAUUAAGUAUCUCUAUUUUACCAUAGAAUUAUUUAGAUCCAUUUUCUGAUUUGUAUAGAAAGAGCCCACCUAAAAACAACUACCCUAUUCUCAGUGUGCUGUUUUCUUUCAUGCAGGUAUCCUCUUCCCCACAACCAUUAUUUGAACCCAAGGAAAUAGUCAGAUCUUGUACUUGCUGGUACCAAGGUUAGUGGUAUAGCCAUUCCUGAGAUGGAAUUGAAUGUAUCAUCAAAACAAAACAGAGAAGAAACGGCUGCAUCUCUUGCAGAGAAAAAGCAAUAAUUAAUAAAAUGGCUCUUGUGACAAUAAUUUACUCCACACCAACAGAAGUGGGGGGUAUGCAGAAACAGCAUGUAAGAUUUAAGCAUUUAAAUUCAUCUUUUUGCUAGUUUCACUGACCUGCUAGGCGCCACAGUUAAGUACUUUUAUUUCUGUUAACAUAAUACUGGUGUCUGGAAAGCAGGAAAGAUAAAGGAAAGAGUUGAUUGUUGAGGAGGUAGUGGAUGAACUGUAAGUAGGACAGAGAAAUAUGCAGUUGUGCUCUGCAAGACAUUAGAGUUCUCCCUGGGAGUUAGGGAAUAACAAGAUUUUGCCAGCUGUCUAGUAUGAUCUAAAUGGACCUCUGUAUGGGUACCAGUGGCUGCCUCUGCUUCGAUUUUCAACCCAAGCCUUUUCAGAUUAAAUAAAAGGAAAUUCUUGAUCAUUCCCAUACAGCCCUGUAAUUGCAAACCAAUUUGUAUUAAUUGAAUUAUGUAGGAAAGAGAGAAAUUCUUAGUCAUCAGUUAUUCGUGCAAACAGAACAGUGUUUUUCUGUUUUCUUUCCUCAGAAGGAUUUGCCUAUUCAGCUAAAUUUGACAAAGGGGAGGCUUGGCAAUAUUUUCUAAGUGUUGAGAUUUUCAUAGCUUAGAAAUGAAAGAUGUAAGCAUAAAGGUCUUUUGCAAUGCAUUUAAUUAUGAAUAUUUUGUUCCAGGAAUUCCAGAUUAAAUUUGUGAUGCCACUUGUUUGUUUUUAAAUGUUUGACUAUCUCAGUUAAUAUUAGAUUCCCGCAGUAAAUGUAGUAAUGUUGCGAUUCUGGAAUCAAGGUAAUCUUUAAGAAAAAACAACACAGAGUAACCGUACAGAUACAAAAGCAAUUACAGUUAAUUGAGGAUUAAUAUGACUGGGAUUAUACUUUGUAAAAGCAUUCACAAGAUCCAGAGUUUGAUUGUCUUUAAAUAUCCUUAAUAUUCCCCAGUAUGGAUAGUUUAUCAAGUCUCUGAAAGAACUUAUAAAAAGCUCAGGCUUUCCACUGCCCAGUCAGCAGCAAAGAAACUCAACACAAAUUAUUCACAUCUGUUGUGGGAAAAAUGCCUCUGUCAAUUCCCAUUGACCAUGUUGGUGAUCUACUUCCACCAAAUUUGAUGACAUUCCAGACUCCAUCUCCAAAUCAGGGACAGAGCAGGGCUUCUGGAUAGACCAUGAGGCAUUGCAGGGCAGCAGAGCUGUGUCUUUAUGAGCAGCAUUGCUACUGUUGAUUUAAAAAACUGGUUGUCAAAGUGUUGUAUGUGAGGUGCUUCAUGAAUUAUGUCUGAGGUCUGGUUUUUGUGUACUUGAAUAUCAUCCCCUUAAAUGCAUCUGUCAUUGUUGGCAUUUAGGGAAAGAAGUCAGGUCAGGUAGUACUCCUUGAUAAAAUUCUUUUCUUGCCCAAGAAUAUUUUACCAACUAAUUACUUGAAUAUUAGUAAUCCAGUUGAAGAACCAAUGGCAUACAGAAUUCCUUUCAGGAUCUGUGGGUGGGGGUUUUUUUCUCUCAUAGAAAGUUAAGUUUGCUUGAGCAGAAACUCCUGCUGGGCAUUCUGCUAGCAUACAGGAGGAUGUGAUGUUACUCUCAGGCAUCAGUUGCAGGGUGCAGUUGGGAGAGAUUAGUGCUCCUCUUUAGGCUUCCCCUGUUGUCAGUGAAGACAGAGAAACUACAAGGGAAAUUGAGAGGCCUUGAAUUUUAGUGUUCAGCUUUGAAAUGCCCUGUGGAAGAGCAUGUGUAUAACAGACCCUGGGGAGGCUCAUCUCCCAAGGCCAAGGUUGGUUUGUGUGAAUCCCUGGCUUUGGUCUGUGUGAAUCCCUGGCUUUUCAGCUGGUUGCCUGUUACGAUAUGAAUUGGAAACACUGCAACAGAAAGAGGGUCUGGUUUUAUUCAAAGAACCCCAAAGUGAUAGAGGGUUAAAGCAGCAGUAAUGCCAAGGAACACAGGCACAGAGUGUGGCAAUGGUAGGAGAAUGAAGCCAAAAGGUGAAGGAGCGUGUGCUAAAUUUUGUUAUUUCCCAGGCAGGAAGUACAUCCUCAGCCUUUCAGCACAUGUGCAAGGGCUUCUCAUGCUGCUGUUACCUGUAGAUGAAUUGCACAACCAGCAGUAGUCCACCACUGGAUUUCAGAUACACAGUAUGGUUCUUGAUAAGGUUCUCAUUCAUACCAGCACCUGCAGGCUUUGGUCCCAGUUACUCCCUGGGGUUGUUUUCUGGGUGUUGUCCCUUUCCAAAGUAUUUUAGGAGAAGUUACUCAGGAGGAUAGGGGUGUUUGAAUGUGGAGCUGAUGUCCCCCAGAUCUUCAGUGUGUCUUUGUCUUUAUUGGCUGUGUUUCUGACCUGCCAAGUUUUUGUUCUCGUGCAAAGACCAUGGGCAAUUGCUCUGGGGUAGUUUCCUCAAAAAUCCUGGUACCCCACCACAGGUCUGUGACAUUUCAUGUCUGUGGCAAAGGCUUACAUCAUGUGUAGCAUGCAGAAAUACCAUCAUAUAUACCAAUAUGAUACCAAUAUGAAAUACCAAUACUCAUCCUGACACGAUCCACUAGGACCAUCUUAAUCGGGCAGCUGGGAUACACAAACAUACAGUGUCCCAUUCCUUCAGAAAGACAAGAGAUUUCAAUCCACCAUGCCAUGGCAUUGCAUGUUACAGCUUGCAAGGGAAAUUGGGCCAUGAAGUGUCAGAUUUCAUGUAUUUUCAAAAGUUCUAAAUGGAUUUGUCAGGAAACCUCAGGAGCCAGAAUUUUAGGAAAAUGUAAUGAGCAAACAGCUUUGAUACUAAACUUUUAAAAUUUUUAAUUGUGUCAUUAUUUUUUUGAGCACCCCUUAUAUUCAGCACUGUAAAAUUGGCUCGUUGCAACAGCAGUUUUUACUUGAGGAUGAAGAUGCAGUAUUCCUUAUUCUCUGUCAUGCUUGCAUAAUUAAUUAAAUAGAUUUAGACUGACUUGUAUAUAUGAUUAUUUGCUGGAGUAACAUAUAACAAAAUUAACAGUGUUGAAAAUUACAUCAGUGAUGUUGAUGUUCGGGUAAACUUGCAGUGCAGAGCAUGGACAAAUAGCUGGACAGCCUUUCUCCCCUUUAAUAAUGAGAAUAACAGUGAUCAUAAGCCUCUUUUUCCAUUAGCCACAUUGAAAAUAUAUUCUAGUUGCCAUUUAUAAAUUUAAAUUCUAGUAAUAAAUGCUGUUUAAUGUAAAAAAUCUCUUCCCCCUUUAUUGAAGGUGGAAACUUCAAAAUCAGACUAGGUGUGACUAACAAUAUUCCACUUACUUUUUAGUUUGAAUUUGUUUGGAAAGGUCAUUGUGUGGAACUGUGUUUUCCACAGCAGUCAAGUCUUAAGAUCGUUCAGGAAAUCCAUGCUGCUCCCACAUGCUCAUCCUUACACUCAUGCAUAUGAUCCCCAGAACUUCCAAGUGUUUCUACCCAUGUGCAUGUAAUAAACAAGUUUAUUUAAAAUUAAAAUAUAGGAAAAAAACCCAAAAAAGAACAGAAAAGGAAGAAUUUUAAGUAAACUCUGUUAUAGAAAAUACUACCUUAAGAAACCAGCUCAUGUUAUUGUGUUAUGCUUUUCCCUGUGAUACAUGACUGGAGAAUUGCACAAAGAAAUUGUUGUAUUUUCACAGUUUUGCUAUAGUGUAGCAGUUGCUAUGUAAUGUAUGCUUAUGAAGUAAUGCCCACUGGAACAUUGAAAAGGCUUAAAUUCUCCACAAUAAAUCAGGUUUUGGCAUAAAAAUGUAACUGUAAGGAUACUGCAUCUUUAGAAAUCAAAGUAACUUGAAAGUAUUUUACUAUACUUGUAACAGUUAAAAUAUUCUGUAAUACAUGUGAUAAUGGAAAAGUAUUUUCAAACUCACAGUUUUACGUGGGGUGUUAAAUAGCUGAAAUGAAAUACAUUUUUAAACAAUCCUUACCUUCAGUUUUCAUUGGAAGACUCUUAGGAUAAUGCCUUGCAAAGCUGAAACACAAGACUCAAGAAGUAAAUUGUUCUGUUUCAUCAGAGUGUGUUUUCUCUGCAAAAUGGUGUGGCCACUUCUUUGCUGUUUUGCAGAUGGUGUGUGAUAUAGCAAAGUUAUACUGAGUCCUUUGGUGUCAAUAAGUCAAUGCUCAAUGUCUUUGACUGAAUAAAGGAAAAAAACACUUAAACAAAAUGAAAACCAUAUGAAAGGUUUGUCAGUUUGUGAUUUCUUUUUUCCUUCUGGCAUUUUACAAUGAACUGCAGAUACAGGAAUGGCAAACACUCAUAUGAUUUUAUUUCUUCUUGUAUUUCCCCAACUGCAGUGCAUCCUGAUUAAAGGUUGUAGAGCUGAAAUAGGCAGCUGCUUUUUGCUGAUUCCAGGGGAGUUUAGUCUUCUAGGUGCAGUAACAUGUCAAGAGUAUCCAUUGUAGCAGGACAGUUCUGACAUUUAAAAUACACAUACACUUCAGUGAGAUAGCCUGAAAUCUAUUUUAGAGGUGAAACAGAAACUGAAAGUGCCUGUAAUUAGAACUGAUGGGAUGUUCCUAUACUUUUACACAGCAAUAACAUAAUGGGAUUCUGUUAACAGUAAGGUGAAAAUGAAAUUUUACUUGGAGAACAAUAAUGCAGCACAGAAACAAACACAAAGUGCCAUUUGUAUGUUCACAUGUUGAGAUACUGUGUUAGAGGUUUUAGUUAUUUUCUCAGAUAACAUCUGUCAUAUAUUUGUAAGAAGAAAAUAAAUCUUAGUUUACAAAUGACUCGUAGCUGUACCGAUUCUCAGUAGGUGUGAUUGGAAGUUGUUGUCAGAGCAGUAUUUUAGGGGAUUUCUUCCCAAUUUAUGUUGGAUAUGCCCGUGUAUCCAGGGUAUUCUCUAGUGAAGUAAUCCAAAACCAGCAAUAAGCCCAAUGGAGCUUUUUUUUUAGGGAAUAUGAAAGAACAGGGAUUCUCCUGAAAAAUCCUCUGCAUUGAACUCUGGAAAUACAAGAGUUCACCUUAUGUCUCCUUUCUCUUCAUCAUGUAAUGCUCAUAGUAUUUAAUAUCAUCUUGGUUGACUUCAUGAGUGGACAAAAUGUAUCACUUCACUUUCUUCUGGGGACAAAUGAGUGAAAAAUUAGGGACUGUCUGUCUAGAGACUAUUUGAAUAGCAAAAAAGAAGUUGAUAUUCCUAAAAUGAAGUAUGGAGAUUUUUAUAUUGAGUGGCCUAAACAUUUGCAUCAGUAGACUAAUUGAUCUUACCAGAAAAUGGCCAGCUGUAACUCUUGCACUCUUAUUUUUUCUCAGUUUUUUUUUGUAAAUAUUAACUACUGCUAAUGGAUUCUUAAAAUAGCAGUGUAAUGCCAGUCCUCAUGCUUCUUCUAUUUUUAAAAAUUAAUUUAUUGAAAAUCAAAAUGUAACUGGUUGUCCUGAUGCCUUUGCCAAGGAAGAUUGCUUUCCAUCCUCUGAAUUUGUACCUGUCAUUUAUCCAGGCAUAAUUUUGUAUUUGAGAAAUCCUGCAUUUUGUUUAGACUUCUGCUGCCAUCAGUGGGUACUGCUGGAGUCUCACUGAGGCUCAUACACAGAUGAAAGUGCAGGUCCAAAAACAAGCCCCCCCCAAAAAGGUGCACGUGGACACACAUGUAACAAUUAGAUAUUCAUGCACAUUUGUUAAUUAUGUGACAAGGUUGCUCAUUCAGUAACAAAUUUAGAUGUUAACCACUGGCAGAAAUAAUCCCCUCAGAACAUGCUUAUGCUUAUUUUGCUGUCCUGAGCUUAUCUCCAGAUAUUAAGCACAUAAAAGAAUACAACUCAUGCUGGGGAUUUCAGGAAAGCACCAGGGAAUGUGUCAUCAGAAGGAAAAAGGAAUUUAGUUUCUUACCCAGUACCUGAGCCCUUCUUGGAGAGGAGUGUUCUGUUCUUUGUUCUGGAGCAACAACCCUGGGAGGGGGCACCCUUAGAAAGCUGCCAUGUUGGAAGGCUUGGCUGAUCCCACCCUGCAUUUGUUAGUUCUUCAGUAGGAAGAACUUCACCAUCCCAAAAUGAGACUUUUCCCCUUCAUUCUAAAAAGCAAACUCUGAGUAAGGGUUCUUCUUUUUUUUGUUUGUUUUUUUUAGUCCGUUUUGUUUUGAUUUUACUUUUUUGGGGCUUUUGUGUUUUAUUUG